GAGAGAGAGAGAGAGAAAAGGGGAGUGUGCAGCUCUGCCUCUGCUACCAGAGCAGGAUCUGGCAGCUUUGGAAGCUCGCAGCUCCCCGCCCUGAGCAUCCCGGACCUGCCGCUGGAAUUGGCAUGGAAGCGCCAAAUGGGUUUAUUUCUCCGCCGCUUCUCGUUUCUCUCUCUCAGCAAUAAUUCACCUGAGGGCUUUUCUUCCCCCCACCUCCUUUUCUCACGCUCUUUUUUGAUGUGGAGAGAGGGGAGAAAAGGGCGUUGUGGACAGAGAGUAUUUAUUUGGGCAGCUUUUUGCGGCGUGUUUUAAAGAGGAGCCGGGCAGAGAGAGAGAAAGAAAGAAAGAGGGAAAUAAAUUUUAAAAAAAUUUAAAAAAAAGGGAAAUAAAGAAGCAAGAAGGAAGAGGACGGCACAGAGUGGUGGCGGCGGGGGGUGCGGAGCAUGGGCUGGCGGCUGCUGCUGCUGGCCCUGGCGCUGGGCGGCCGCCUCGGCACGGCGCAGAACGACACGGAGCCCAUCGUGCUGGAGGGCAAGUGCCUGGUGGUCUGCGACUCCAACCCGGCCCCCGACGCCAAGGGCUCGUCCUCCUCGCCGCUGGGCAUCUCCGUGCGGGCGGCCAACUCCAAGGUGGCCUUUUCGGCCGUGCGGAGCACCAACCAUGAGCCCUCCGAGAUGAGCAACAAGACGCGCAUCAUCUACUUCGACCAGAUCCUUGUAAAUGUGGGCAAUUUUUUCACGUUGGAGUCUGUCUUUGUAUCACCACGGAAAGGAAUUUACAGUUUCAAUUUUCACGUCAUUAAAGUCUACCAGAGUCAAACAAUUCAGGUGAAUUUGAUGCUGAAUGGGAAGCCAGUGAUCUCUGCUUUCGCUGGGGACAAGGACGUCACCCGUGAAGCCGCCACCAACGGGGUCCUGCUCUACCUGGACAAGGAGGACAAGGUUUACCUGAAGCUGGAGAAAGGAAAUCUGGUUGGUGGGUGGCAGUACUCGACAUUCUCUGGCUUCCUGGUCUUCCCCCUGUAAAGUCAAUUUUCCCGUGACGUUCAUCCAGGUGUGGACUCACCCUCGCCUCUGUUCCAUGAAGGUCGUUUUGUCAUCCUGGGAGUGAUGGUUCUUUAUUGCUUUCUCACGGGUGAUUUUGGAUUCUCUCCAUGGAUUUUGGCCCCAUCUGAACUACUCAGAAGUGCCACAGAAUUCUGUGUGUCCAGAUAUGAUCUCUUCGGCCUGAGACUAAAGCAGACAAUAAAUAUCAACGCUUAAGGUUUCAGCCUAAAGCUGCCUGCAAGAUUUAUUCCAAUUUCACUUCCUGGAUUCGGGGAAGAAGUGGAUUUUCUUCAACUGUGAAAAGGCUGGCACCGAGUCUUUCAUGUAGGAGAGUCUGAGUUCAGACUUCAAGCAGGAGUUAGUGUGUUCUGCCAAAGAGCUGUGCAUUGAUGUAUUGGUCAUGUUCCUGUCCUGGCCUGCUCUCCACCAUCCAUCCCUUGUCUUAGAGACGUCAUUCCUAUUGCUAAGUGGCUGCUGGAGCUCUCCUCUGCGUGUUGUGUGUUGGAUGGUUCACCCAAAUAUUUAAGUUCAGUCACAACCAAGCCCAGCCUCCAUAAAUCUGGGGGGCUGUGGAAGUGUUUUGGUUGGAUAUGGAAGGGGUUCCUCUCUUCCACGUGCUGAUUCCUAAAAGGAAAAGCAGAUUUUGACCAUUCAGGGUUAAAGGUGGUCAUGCAGGCACAGCUUUGCUCAGCAGCUUUGCCCUGCAGGACACCUCACACUUGUUCUUCAAUUUUAAUUAACUUGAUUGAUAAUUACUGCUUUAUUCAGCUCCUGAGGGAUUCCUUCCUUAGACACAACCACUUUGUCAGCUGGAGAUGAGAUCCCCCUUGUUUGUAUUUCUGUGUAUUUCCAACCCUUCUGUUGUGUUAAAGGUCUUAUCAGGUUUUGCCUUAACUCCACAGGUGUAUAAAACUUUAGAUUAUUUGUUUAACAAAUAUGAAAGGCAAAUAACUGAUACCUAACUUGGUGCAAAAGCUUCCCAGAUUUUUGUACAGGUCAUGUGAAUUCAUAAAUUAUUUAUUAUCUCAUUGUUCCACAAUAAAGGUUAACACAUGUUAGCUGAAUUUUUGACUUUUGGAUUUUGGGAGUUGCUUCAUACUAUUUUUUUAAUUGGAUAUUAUUAUUAUAUGAAAAAUGGAAGCUUUUGGGAGUCACAGAAACUAUCCUAGGAGGCAGAAAAACUGCAAUGAGUUAAUCUGGCAGAAUCCUGGAGGUAAUCAGAGUGAUCUAGAAAUAACCUAUGCAUUUUAUUUAAAAAUAGAAUUUAGGCAGAAAUCCUGGCCUCACUGAAGUUGGUGCUAAGAAUCACAUUGAUUCCAAAGGAUUUUGGAAGAAACCUCUGCUUUAGGUUCUGCCAUCAGCAUCAAACUCCAGCGCCAUCAGGUUGAAUAUUCAAUAAAAUCAUUUUCUCAUGAGCUGCUAAUGAAACCUUCACCCCUCAUGCCCCAAAUACACUGAAUUGAUGGAUCUUUGUGCCUUGCAUAUCAUGAAGGAUGUGGUUCUAAAUUAAAAAUUUCUGUGUACUUGAAAAAGUUUGUGGGUGAAAACAUCUGCAGCAACCUGGGAGCUUCCCUGGAAGCCCCUCUGGGCUGGGAUUUGCUGCUUUUGGGAUCUGUUUCCACUUCCUUCCCUUGCAGUGUGUCCUGCUGGUAUUUCACUGAUUGGAAAUCUCAUUCCUGGCUGCUUGGAAACAGCAAAUAAAAAUAUUUAUAUACAUAUAUAAAUAAUAUAAUAUAUAAUAUUUAUGUAUCUAUAUAAAUAUAAUAAUAAAAAUAUUUCCUUGUGGAAAUAUCAGGGAAUUGGCAGCACAGCUUUGUGCCCAAAUUCCUGAUUUUUCCUCAGCCACCACACAGGAGAUUUUGGGCUGUUUCAGGAGGAUUGGUGGGUGCUUUGCACUCCUAUAAGUCAGAUAGGAGGUGAUUUUUUUAACACACAAUUUUGUUGCUGUACUGACCACUGCAGUUGGGGAAGAAGUGGAAGGACCUGGCAAGGCGGUGAAUGAUCCACGCUGCUGAAAAAUAUUCAAAAGUUGUCAUGACCAAUCAAAAUGUGUUCUUGCUGUACCCCAAAAUGUGUGUAUAUAAAUAUAUGUGUAUCUAAACCACCUGGAAUUGCAGAUCAUAGUUUGCAUGAUGUUAUAAAGAGGUUACUUGUCCUAAGAGUUUAUUUCAGACGGGAGCAUUGGUGUUUUUUGUAUAAAAUGGGUUAAAUCUGCCAUCUCCCCUUGCCCAUGGAUAUAUCUGUAAUGUAAAAGAAAUGUUGCUACUGAGACAGAAGAAAAAUGGCAUUAAAGGUGUCAGUAUAAUUUCUGAAUCA
Molecule: messenger RNA, 3359 nt
Organism: Taeniopygia guttata (zebra finch)
Lineage: Eukaryota; Metazoa; Chordata; Aves; Passeriformes; Estrildidae
Gene: CBLN4
Product: cerebellin 4 precursor
Cellular component (GO): synapse
Molecular function (GO): protein binding
Source: RefSeq, a predicted model, not a curated record